AUUAGAAGCUUACGUCGCAAUGGCUGCGGAAGAAAGCGUGCCAGAUGGCAGAGUGGUUGAACAAACACCCGAAGGCACUGCAGGAGAGCACGGCUUCUCCGUUGAAGUAUUACAAGUUGUAAAGGAUGCUCAACAGCAGCAUGGGUUACGACAUGGAGAUUACCAGCGUUACAGGGGCUACUGUAGUAGAAGGCUGAGGAGGAUCAGAAAGUCUCUGCACUUUAUGCAAGGAGACAAAAGGAGGGUGCAGCCUAAGAAGAUUACAGAAGAAAACAUGACUGAUACAAAAUUUUUGUAUCUCCCAUUAAUGUCUGCAGAGCGGUGCUGGAGCUAUGCUAUGCAACUGAAGGCAGAGUCCAAUACAGAACCAAGGAAAAAGUUCCACAUGGUUUCUAAGCUGAGAAAAGGAGUGCAGUAUGCUGAUGAACUGGCUGGUUUAUGUAACAGUGAUAAAUGUGAUGCUAGGACAAAGUUAGAAGCUCAGGCUUAUAGUGCAUGGAUGAAGGCAACGCUCAUGUUUGAGCUUGGAAGAUGGAAAGAAUCCAUAGAACUAUAUGGAAAGGCAAAAACCAUCUACGAGAAGCUGAGUACAGCUUUCAGUGAUGAUGUCCAGGCUUUGUACAAGCAGAGGGUAGAUGAGAUAGCUCCUAACAUCCGCUACUGUGCCUACAACAUAGGAGAUGAAACUGCUGUCAGUGACCUGGUACAGAUGAGAGCCAAGACAGGAGGAGGAGCAGAGGAUAUGUUGACAUCUAAAAUAGAUGAGUUGAUAGCACAAACCAGAGAGAAGCAGGCAGCCACUCUGUCAGAAGUGACAUGGAGGGGGCGGACAAUGCCAGUCAAGUUCGAGCAAGUCCGAGGUUUCCUACUUAGUCUGCAGGAGAGUGCUGCAGAACUGGCAUCUGCAGAAACAACUGACAGCAAAGUGUCUGUGUAUGAAAGACUUUUGAAGGACUGUGUGGAAGCUCUUCAGGUUCUACGAGAUGAACUGAAGGAUGACCAGAACUUUAAACUGGUACAAAGAGGACAGAAGGCUGAAGGGAAGGUAUCUAACCUGCUGUUUCUGCACACAUACCUGGUCUAUAUACGUCUCACCAAGACAGUAGAGAGAAAUCUCCUGAUGAUUGAUACUCUCAAACAAAACCUACCUGGCUCAGCCACAUUUGAUGAGAAUAAAAAGGUCACCAAACCUCAGGACUUAGUCAGAUUUUAUGAAAUUAUUAUCCAGAACUUGUCGGAAAUUCCAAACCUGCCUGGAGUAGAAGAAGAUGCAAGUCUAGGUCACGAAGUUGAAGUAGAAACAUUAGCAUAUAAAGCUUUUAGGUGUUUUUAUGUAGCUCAGACUUAUGCAGUAGGAAAGAAAUGGCCAGAAGCACUGGCCUUGUAUGAAAAAGUUGAGAAAUAUAUCCAGGCAGCUCUUUCAGGUUACAAAGAGAUGAAAGGAGAUCAAGCUAAAAGAUUUAAGGAUGACCUUGCUAGACUUCAGUCACUUGAGCAGCAGGUGAAUAGUGCUAAGUACGAGUGUCAAGCCUCUAGUAUCCUCAACAUGGGAGACCUCACGGACCAGAUGUCUGCUGUCUCUGUCAGAGAUAUUGCUAAAAAGCCUUUAAUUGAGCGUCUAGACGAGUAUGUAGAUGAUCCAGGAUUGCGAAGUAAGAAGCCUAACCUUGUAUCAUUCCCACCAGACUUCCAACCAGUGCCAUGUAAACCACUGUAUUUUGAUCUUGCUCUGAAUCACGUGGAGUUCCCUGACCUGGAGCACAAGCUGGAGCAGCAGAAACAACAGAAGAAGGGAAUCACAGGCAUGGUCUCCGGGUGGUUCAGCUGGGGGAAGAAGUAACUUCCUCACCUCACAUUCUAAGAUUUCUUUUGGAAACAGAAGUGGAAAAAGUUUUUUUUUCUUUGACACCCCUGAGUACCACAAGAGACUGUCAUUUAUUUUUAAAGACAAAUAUACAUUUUUUGUCCACAUGAUUGCUGUGGAAUGUACCUUUGUGGCAUGAAAUGGUGGAACCCCGAAAGUAUUAGAAAUGGAAGGGAAAGAUGACUGUGCUUCUCUGUCCUUUUCAUUUUGACAAAUUGAUAUUCUGCUAUAAAAAUAUAUGCCAUCAGUUAUUUAUUUAUGAUGAAAAUUUUCAUCAGUUCCUUGUUCUGGUUUUAAGUUUAUCAGGCAUAUCUUACUAUGGGUGGAGGUUGAUUAGUAAUUAAGACAGAUGUGAUGAAACACUAAUUCAAGGGGAAACAUUUUAGGUUCAACACGUUUCUUUAGUCUGUGAAUUUUACAAGUAUUUUAAUUGUUCACUUUUUUAUGUAAAGUUCAUGCUGUAACGAUUCUCGUUUUUGAUAAAUCUGCAUAUUAGAAGGGUGACGACCCAUUUGCUAGAAAUGUAUCAAGUGAAUGUAUUUCAUAAAAAAAUAAAACCAUCAAAACCGUUUGAA
Molecule: messenger RNA, 2439 nt
Organism: Lingula anatina
Lineage: Eukaryota; Metazoa; Brachiopoda; Lingulata; Lingulida; Lingulidae
Product: signal recognition particle subunit SRP68
Biological process (GO): SRP-dependent cotranslational protein targeting to membrane
Cellular component (GO): signal recognition particle, endoplasmic reticulum targeting
Molecular function (GO): signal recognition particle binding; 7S RNA binding; endoplasmic reticulum signal sequence receptor activity
Source: RefSeq, a predicted model, not a curated record